Messenger RNA from Heterostelium album PN500, 1440 nucleotides. It is a transcript of the gene mybC, whose product is annotated as myb transcription factor. The record is from RefSeq and is a predicted model, not a curated record. The transcript is spliced from 2 exons. NCBI's taxonomy places the organism in Eukaryota, Evosea, Eumycetozoa, Acytosteliales, Acytosteliaceae. Bases 1 to 1440 code for a protein of 479 amino acids.
AUGUUAACAAUGAUUAAUCCUUCUGUUUACCCUGUCAGUCCAUAUUAUAAUAAUUAUUGUGGAGUGCCAAAUUCACCAUAUACGAAUGGCUUCCAACAAAUAGUACACAAUGGCAACAAUCAAGUUCCAAUCCAACAAAUUCAACAUAUUGGUUCUCCAGCGCCAUCCCAACCAGAUUUCAGGGUCCCAGAGGGUUUCAGUAUUAGCUCUCCCUCUCCAAGAAAAAGACCCUACAGUUUAUCGAUGAUCGCUUCGCCACCUACUCCAACCAUGAUCUCCAACUCUCCAUACUUUAACCCAAACAACUCAAACAAUGAAAUGGUUGUACCCCAACAUACUUCUCCAACUCUAUAUAAUUCACAUGAAGGUAUUCCAUUCUCUCCGUCUUUAAUGGGUGGAAUUGAAUCUCCUCCAUCCAUGGAAUUAAUGGACGAUGAUUCAGAAGAUCAUUUACGUGACUUCCUUUCACCAGUUCUCUAUGGAUACAUGGAUAAUCAUUCCAGAGACCAACUUUUCAAUACAAUCUCUGAAUAUCUAAACGAAGAUAUUUCAUUUAGAAAUCUAUUAUUAGAUUUAAGAAUUAUUCCAGUGUUUGACAACAACUACAAAUCAAUUUUCCAAUAUAUGGUAGAUUUAUUCCUAUCGAUUGAACCAAGUCAAAAGAUGGUCAACUUUUUAAAAGAUAAUGGUGUCGAGGAGAAUGAAAUCACUAUUGAUGUUAAAGCAUUGGAAUUAAAUGAGCCAGAUGAAUCUUCUCAAAAAAAGAAAAGAGAAAGAGUAAGAAAAAGUGUUAGUAGAGGACUUAGAAAUCCACCAAAUAAAUGGACAAAGGAAGAAUCUCAGAGAUUGAUUCAAUUGGUUCAUGAACAUGGUGAUAAGCAAUGGAAGAAGAUUGCUCAUCAAAUUGGUGGAGGUAAAACUGGUGCUCAGUGUGCCCAACAUUGGAAGAGAGUCCUUUGUCCAGCAAUUAGAAAGGGUAGUUGGGAUGAAGAUGAAGAAUCAAAGCUGUUUAGUUUGGUAGAGAAACAUGGUCAAAGUUGGAAGAAUGUUGCAUCGGAAAUCCGAACAAGAACCGAUAUUCAAUGUAGAUAUCAAUACUUCAAGUCAUGUAUGUCUCGUGAAGUCAAAUGGUCGCAGAGAGAAGAUGAGAUUCUCCACAAGAAGAUCCAAGAGAACAAGAUUGAAGGUCGUGAAAUUAAUUGGAUGGAAGUUUCCAAGGGAAUGGCUAGAGGACGUCAAACCAAGAUUCCAAGAACCGCUCUUGAAUGCAAAGUAAGAUAUGAAGAGAGCUUUGGAGGACCUCCAAUCACAGUGAUUCCAUCUGAAGAACUACAUCAACAAUUGGCUCAAUCACCAUCAUUAAACUCUUUGUUACGAGAAUCACAACAACAACAACAACAACAGCAACAACAACAACAAAAUUUUUUUAAUACUAUUUAA